Anneissia japonica is the source of this 341-nucleotide messenger RNA. RefSeq names its product collagen and calcium-binding EGF domain-containing protein 1-like. The transcript is spliced from 2 exons. The record is from RefSeq and is a predicted model, not a curated record. The annotation marks the transcript as partial. Lineage: Eukaryota; Metazoa; Echinodermata; Crinoidea; Comatulida; Comatulidae.
CUGUAGAAUGGACCUCAAGGAUGCCGUGAUAGAUAUUUCGUCAGAGUCGAGCUUCAAUACGUACAUCCGAUGCGGUGAGCCAUACUCCGAGAAUGACGUUUACAAUGGCCCAAUGAUAGACAAGUCAUGUUCAGAUGCAAGUGGUCGAUAUGUCAGGAUAAGCAGUAACGUAUCACCAAUACAACUAUGUGAGGUUCAAGUGUUUAAGUCAGAAAUGGAUGUGUGCUCCUUGGGAAAUAACUGUAGCUUCACAAAUGGUCUAUGCGUCAAUAAGGGAAUCAGCUACUACUGCGAUUGUAAUCCGAAUUAUUAUCUCCACGAUGAUGGACGCUCCUGUGUAG